AAAGAGGCUGGAGUUGACAGAAAAUUCAGAACGGUCUUGUUGACUUCGGUGUACUUGCUCGCUCUCUCUGACAUCAACUUCCAAGAACUCUCAAGAUGAAGAUAGCUAUUGUUCUUCUGCUCGUCGCCCUGGUCGCGGUACAAGACACCGAGGGAUGGCGGUUUUGGAGACGCGUUAAGAACGCGGUUAAAAGAGUUGUAAACGUCGUUAAAAGAGUGGCAUCCUCGGUGAAGAAGGUAGUGAGAGUUUGGAAUACGGCAAAGAAAAUUUGGGAAACAGUUAAAACUGGGAAACGUGAUGUCAACAGCCUCGAUCUGAACGGUGAUGGUCAUGUGGAUAUUGACGAACUCAGCAAGAUGGUUGACGAGCGAGACGCACGUGACCUUAUAGAGUCAAUGUCGGAUUCGUCUGGCCGUGUCUCCGUACAGGAGUUUGAAAGAAAUCUCCGUGACCUCAGUGAGCUGACUGAAGAGGACAUCUAUAACCAAUUUAAGCAGUAAGAAAUGAUCUACAAUUCCUGAUCAAUGCUGUCAGAAUGUCAUACAAUUAAAAAUACUUCGCAAA
Molecule: messenger RNA, 564 nt
Organism: Gigantopelta aegis
Lineage: Eukaryota; Metazoa; Mollusca; Gastropoda; Neomphalida; Peltospiridae
Exons: 5
Coding region: 96-500 (134 amino acids)
Molecular function (GO): calcium ion binding
Source: RefSeq, a predicted model, not a curated record